UGACAGUGUAAUUAAACAUUUACUAAAAGUGGGUCACCAUAAAUUUUAUAUAAAAAAAAAAAAAAAAAAGACAUUAAAAUUAAAAGAUGACCAGUUUAAACAUUCAUACCGAACCGAUGGCGAUUCAAACUAACGGUAAUGGCAAUGGAUCUAUAUCAACAUUUAAUAACAACGACGACGAGGGUUUAACUAUGAAAAUCCAUCAUUUGAAUUCAUUAUCAUCGUUGGAUGCCUCAAUACCGGCCUCGCCGUCGGGAAGUGCAACGUUCAAACGUAACACCAGUUACGGAAAUUUAAUGCCAACGGAAACGAAAGAAACACGUGUUCGUGUCAUAUACACCGGUGGUACGAUCGGUAUGAUGAGAAAUGAAAAAAAUGUUUUAGCACCCAUACCUAAUGCGUUCUUGAAACGCAUACGUAAAUAUCCGAACAUGCACGACGAGGAGUAUGCGCAAAAAAGAUUUGGUCAAUCGGCCGCUAUGGCACCGUUGGUGUUACCGUAUAUUCAAGGUGAAAGUAAUCGAGUAAUUUAUCAAAUCACCGAAUACACACCGCUACUUGAUUCAAGCAAUAUGACGAUGCACGAUUGGGCCCGAAUAGCCAAAGAUAUACAUCAAACUUAUGAAUUUUUCGAUGGUUUCGUCGUGCUACAUGGUACCGACACGUUGUCUUAUACCGCUUCGGCCUUAUCGUUUAUGCUAGAGAAUCUUGGAAAGACCGUAAUUAUAACCGGUUCACAAAUUCCUAUCUUUGAAACCCGAACGGACGGCAAGGAUAAUUUUACGUCCGCUUUAAUAAUUGCUGGCAAUUAUGUCAUACCUGAGGUCUGCGUCAUCUUUGGAAAUAAGUUAAUGCGGGGUAAUCGUACCGUUAAAGUUAGUUCGAACUCUUUGGAUGCCUUUGAUUCGCCGAAUGUACCACCGUUGGCUCACAUAGGCAUCAACGUUGACGUUGAUUAUCGCUUAAUAUUCCGCCCGUGUAAGGUGUCACGAUUCACGGUACAUUCCGAUUUAGAUGAAAAUGUCGGCAUAUUGCGCAUAUUUCCCAGUAUUUCUACAUUGACAGUUAAAGCAUUUUUAACGUCACCAAUGAAAGGCGUAGUAUUGCAAUCGUUUGGAUCAGGUAACGUGCCGGCAAAUCGUGAAGAUUUAUUACAAGAAUUGAAAGGAGCCGCCGAUCGUGGUGUCAUUAUUAUCAAUUGCACUCAAUGCCCUAACGGCUCAGUGGCAGAAAUUUACCAAACCGGAAAAGUUUUAGUUGAUAUGGGUGUAUUACCUGGUUUCGAUAUGACGCCUGAGGCUGCUUUAACAAAACUCUCCUAUGUUUUGGGUAAAAAAGAAUGGUCUUUGGAUAUUAAGAAACAGAUGAUGCAAUCAAACUUAAGAGGAGAAUUGACGUCGAAUUCCGGGCCGCAAAUGGAGGAAUAUGAUCUAGUGGAUGCAGUAGCUCGUUCUUUGCACUUAUCAUCGCCUCAAGAAUUAAGUCAAUUGGGUGCUACCCUCUUCCCCGCUAUGCUCAAUGCGGCCGUCGUAGCCGGCGACAUAGAAAAGAUAAAUAAUCUUAAAGCUUACGGAGCUGAUCUAUCUGGAGUUAAUUCAGAUAAUCGUACAGCACUUCAUUUGGCCUGCCAUGAGGGAAACAUGACGGUUGUGAAUCAUUUACUAUUGAAUGGCGUUUCUGUGCACAUACGGGAUCGUUACGAGCGUACACCUCUGUUAGAAGCGAUUGCCACCGAUAAUCAUGAAAUUAUUAAACUAUUACGAAAUUGUGGAGCGCAUUUGACGGGUUCGUCACGAGCUAUCGGUGAACAAUUAUGCGCAGCCGCAGCACGAAAUUCCUUGUUGCGUUUGCAAUCGUAUCAAUUGGCAGGAGCCGACCUUUCUCAACCGGAUACCUCCCGUCGCACAGCUUUACAUGUCGCCGCGGCUCACGGCCAUGAAAAAAUCGUCCGAUAUUUACUUAACUACGUAGAUACAGUGAAUGAACCUGAUAUGCUUGGUCUCAACGCCAUGGAUUACGCUCAACGAGCCGAUCAACAGCACAUUAUACAAUUGCUAAAAGAAUGGUCUGGAGAAGGAUCGGAAAAAAUAAAUUAAAUCUAACCUAAUCAUCAUAUAUAUAUAUAUAUAUAUAUACAAAUAUAAUUUUAAUUUCCUAAUUUUAUGUUUUGGUGUCA
This is a messenger RNA of Glossina fuscipes, 2176 nucleotides long. Its product is annotated as L-asparaginase. Lineage: Eukaryota; Metazoa; Arthropoda; Insecta; Diptera; Glossinidae. The record is from RefSeq and is a predicted model, not a curated record. Gene Ontology annotation, molecular function: asparaginase activity; protein binding. Bases 87 to 2096 code for a protein of 669 amino acids. Gene Ontology annotation, biological process: amino acid metabolic process. The transcript is spliced from 6 exons.